Messenger RNA from Entrophospora sp. SA101, 483 nucleotides. NCBI's taxonomy places the organism in Eukaryota, Fungi, Glomeromycota, Glomeromycetes, Entrophosporales, Entrophosporaceae. The record is from the annotation of a GenBank genome assembly.
AUGUCUCGAAUAAUUAAAACCAAAUCACCAUCAUCAACGUCUAAAAUUAACGAUAAACAUGAUAGAGACGAAAAAACUGACCUUUACGAGUCUAACGAGAUGAUUAAAACCAAAUCACCAUCAUCAACGUCUAAAAUUAACGAUAAACGUGACAAAUAUGAAAAGACAACCCUUUAUGAUUCUAACGAGAUGAUUAAAGCCAAAUCACUCUCGUCAACAUAUAACAAUAAGAAUAAACGUUAUAGAGACGAAAAACAAAUUUUUACGAGUUUAACAAAAGGACGAAAACAAAAUCACUAUAAUCGUCGUCUAAAACUAACGAUAAAUAUGAGAAGACAAAAUUUUAUGAAUCAAACAAUCAGAUUAAAACCAAAUCACCUUCAUCAACGUUUAACAAUAACGGUAAACGUGAUAAAAGACGAAAAACAAACAUUUGUGAGUCUAACAAAAGGAUUAAAACAAAUCAUCGUUAUCAACAUCUAA